UAAUAGAUUAAUAUAGAUUUGUUUUGUGAGCUUCCAUUUGACAAGGCUUUGUGUCCCAAUAAAGAUAUUUGUUAUCUCAGUAGAGUAACAGCAGAUUGUGCAAAAACCCCUCAGGAGUCAGCACUGGGCUCUGGGCUGACACUGCAAAACUGUCCCCUGGGUGGGUGCUGAGAAGCUCCCAUAUAAAUAGGUGGGACAUGACUAGUGACCGUCACUCACACCCUGACACAGCAAGCAGCUUGUGCAACACCAACUCUACCAAAGCAGCACCAUGGUUCAUUGGACAGCUGAAGAGAAGGCCACGAUCACCUCCGUGUGGAGCAAGGUGAAUGUUGAGCAGGAAGGUCACAACACCCUGAGCAGGCUGCUCAUUGUGUACCCCUGGACUCAGAGGUAUUUCAGCAGCUUUGGAAACCUGUCCAACCCCACAGCCAUCAAUGGAAACUCCAAGGUCCAAGCUCACGGCAAGAAGGUCCUGACAGCUGUUGGCCAAGCUAUUCAGCAUCUGGAUGAUGUGAAGCACUUCCUGGCCAAGCUCAGCAAGUCUCACGCAGAGGAACUGCAUGUGGACCCUGAGAACUUCAAGCGUCUUGGAGAGGUUCUGAUCAUUGUCUUGGCCUCCAAACUGGGAGCAGACUUCACCCCUCAGGUCCAGGCCACCUGGGAGAAAUUUGUCGCCGUCCUGGUGGCCGCACUGAGCCACAGCUAUUUCUAAACUGAUGUCCCUGUGUUUAUUUGUUCAUUUUGUCACCUAAGCAUACUAUUAUUGCAAAAAAUUGUGAAUAAAAUUAUUUUUUAAGAUAA
Bombina bombina (fire-bellied toad) is the source of this 804-nucleotide messenger RNA. RefSeq names its product hemoglobin subunit beta-2-like. Gene Ontology annotation, molecular function: organic acid binding; haptoglobin binding; oxygen carrier activity. The transcript has 3 exons. Gene Ontology annotation, cellular component: hemoglobin complex; blood microparticle; haptoglobin-hemoglobin complex. Gene Ontology annotation, biological process: oxygen transport; hydrogen peroxide catabolic process. The record is from RefSeq and is a predicted model, not a curated record. Lineage: Eukaryota; Metazoa; Chordata; Amphibia; Anura; Bombinatoridae. Bases 272 to 715 code for a protein of 147 amino acids.